Messenger RNA from Paramormyrops kingsleyae, 1419 nucleotides. RefSeq names its product RAN binding protein 1 (gene ranbp1). Gene Ontology annotation, molecular function: GTPase activator activity. Gene Ontology annotation, biological process: nucleocytoplasmic transport; positive regulation of mitotic centrosome separation. The record is from RefSeq and is a predicted model, not a curated record. Gene Ontology annotation, cellular component: cytoplasm; nuclear pore; centrosome. Lineage: Eukaryota; Metazoa; Chordata; Actinopteri; Osteoglossiformes; Mormyridae.
CGGGAGGCGGGCGGACUGACGGCGGAGAACAGGGGGCUCGCAGGGUUAAGGAAGGGGAGGACGGGACGGGACAGGAGAGAGAGAAAGAGAGGGAGGCACACCGGUAGACAGCAAGCGCAAUCCGACAGCAUCUAACGUUAGCAUGGCAGACACCAAGGAGACACAAGAGGAGCAUGAGACUGCUACAGAUGAGUCGAACCAUGACCCCCACUUCGAGCCUAUUGUGUCACUUCCAGAGCAGGAUGUCAAAACAUUAGAGGAAGAUGAAGAGGAGCUCUUCAAAAUGCGGGCCAAACUGUACCGCUUCGCCUCAGAGAACGACCCGCCGGAGUGGAAGGAGCGGGGCACCGGUGACGUCAAGCUGCUCCGGCACAAGGAGAAGGGUUCCAUCCGGCUGCUGAUGCGGAGGGACCGCACCCUGAAGAUCUGCGCCAACCACAAUAUCGUUCCCUUGAUGGAUCUGAAGCCAAACGCGGGCAGCGACCGGGCGUGGGUGUGGAACACGCACGCGGACUUCGCUGACGAGCACCCAAAACCGGAGCUGCUGGCCAUCCGCUUCCUGAACGCCGAGAAUGCGCAGAAAUUUAAAGCGAAGUUUGACGAAUGCAAAGAGGAGGUCAGGAAGACUUUAGAAGGUUCAGACAGCACCCACGCUGCGGACAAGGUGACCGAGAAGCUGGAGGAGCUGUCCGUGAAAGACCAGAGCGAACCUGCUGAGAAGCAGGGAUCUGGGGAGAAGAAGGAGGCAGACACCGCAGAGGAGAAGUGAAGCUGACGCUCACAGUCCUACGGUCUUCAACUUGUCAUUUCCCUUUUUUCUACAAUGGACUAAAUAAACUGUAUCUGGACACUCGCAUUUUGUUUAUUGAAGGGUUUUUGUUUCUUUGCCACCUAAGGUCAUGAUCUUGGCAAAACUUAAAGUAACCAUUCCUUAUUCAUGAAAAUGUACUUUUUAUUUUAUUUUUUUAAAAUCUCUCUUCCCCUUUAUAGUGGAUGAUGAUCUGUAACCCAAGGCAUCUUUGACAUUGUACUGUGAUAUGAGGCUUGAUGUGGAUGACUCCCACAUUGGGCAUUGCUUUUCAGUUGCGGUUUGUCUUUUUUGUUGAAUGAUUUAAAUGGAGAGAGGAAAUGUGUGGAGGCCUUUCCGGACAGGUGGAAGGGCUACUGUGCAGGCUUGAGUUCUGAUAGUCUUGUAAGAGUCCUGUAGGCCAUUCGCCUGUGGCGAGGCCCAGUUUGCCUGCUCGGUUCUGAAGCGGUUUUGAGUUGCCGGAGGGAAUGUGAAAUGCACAGCAGGAGUGUGUGAGACCAUGGUGGCCAUCUGUGGAACUCUACUACCAAGUGGUUGUGUUCUUUGUUUUUAUUUUAUGAUAGACUUAGAUUCCACCAAAGCAGAAAUAAAGAUGACUUGUUAUGACUUGA